CGGGAGGAGCUGGGGAACACCGGGCGCCUCUCGCGGAGGUGCACGCCAAGUUCUCGGGUGAGUGUGCACGCGUGUGAGCUGGCCCAGGGCGCACGGGCGGGCGUGAGCGCGAGCACACGUGUCGAGUGUGCACUCGCGUGCGUUCUGGGGCCCGUGUCUGGCCCUCUGCGCCCCGCGCCCCUCCCGACCGCCCGCAGCAGCUCCCGCCACUCCCGCCCCGCGCCGCUUCUCGCUCGGUUCUCACCCGCCGCGCCGCAGUCGCCGCCGCCGCCCAGCCUGCGCCCACGGGCCGCCCGUGCCGGGCACCUGUUGGAGGUUCAGGGACAGGUGCGGGGGCUGGACCGGUCAAGGGAGCGCGGGAAGGGAGGGCAGUGAGGUUCCUACAGACCCCAGUCGGCCAAUCCAGCUCUACACCCGUCUCCCAGCCAGAGGUGCUGCAUGAGGGGCCGCAGGGGCGAUCGCAUGACCAUCAACAUCCAGGAGCACAUGGCCAUCAACGUGUGCCCUGGACCCAUCAGGCCCAUCCGCCAGAUCUCCGACUACUUCCCUCGCAGGGGGCCAGGACCAGAGGGUGGCGGCGGCGGCAGGGGCUGCGGGGAAGCCCCAGCUCAUCUGGCCCCUCUGGCUCUGGCCCCCCCUGCGGCUCUCCUUGGGGCCACUACACCCGAUGAUGGAGCUGAGGUAGACAGCUACGACUCGGAUGAUACCACUGCCCUGGGCACGCUGGAAUUUGACCUUCUCUAUGAUCAGGCUUCCUGCAUGCUGCACUGUAGAGUCCUCAGGGCCAAGGGCCUCAAGCCCAUGGAUUUCAAUGGCCUGGCUGACCCCUAUGUAAAGCUGCACCUCCUGCCAGGAGCCUGUAAGGCCAAUAAGCUAAAAACCAAGACACAGAGGAACACACUGAACCCCGUGUGGAAUGAGGAGCUGACGUACAGUGGGAUCACAGAUGAUGACAUCACCCACAAGGUGCUCAGGAUCUCUGUCUGUGAUGAGGACAAGCUGAGCCACAAUGAAUUUAUUGGGGAGAUCCGAGUGCCCCUCCGCCGCCUCAAGCCUUCACAGAAGAAGCAUUUUAACAUCUGCCUUGAGCGCCAGGUCCCGCUUCCUUCACCCUCUUCAAUGUCUGCGGCACUGAGGGGCAUAUCCUGUUACCUGAAGGAGCUAGAGCAGGCAGAGCAGGGACCUGGGCUGCUGGAAGAGCGAGGGCGUAUCCUGCUGAGCCUCAGCUACAGCUCUAGGCGGCAUGGGCUGCUGGUGGGCAUUGUUCGAUGUGCUCACCUGGCUGCAAUGGAUGUUAACGGCUACUCUGACCCUUAUGUGAAGACGUACUUGAGACCGGAUGUGGAUAAGAAAUCCAAGCAUAAAACGUGUGUAAAGAAGAAGACGCUAAACCCGGAAUUUAAUGAGGAAUUCUUCUAUGAGAUGGAACUCUCCACUCUGGCCACUAAGACCCUGGAAGUCACAGUCUGGGACUACGACAUAGGCAAAUCCAAUGACUUCAUAGGUGGUGUGUCUCUGGGGCCAGGGGCCAGGGGAGAGGCCCAGAAACACUGGAGUGACUGUCUACAUCAGCCGGACAUAGCCCUGGAACGCUGGCACACCCUGACCAGCGAGCUGCCCCCAGCAGGGGCUUACCCUUUGGCCUGAGCAAGCAUCACAGGCCCCUUGGGGCCGGGUCCAGUACCCAACCUUCGCACGAGUGUGUUGCACGUUUACAUGGGGUGGGAUGCCCCUACCCCACACUACCUGUCUUAUUUUUGUGAGUCUCUGUGACUGUGGGUCUUUCUUCUUGUGAGGGACUGUGGAGAGCUAUAUUCACAUAUGCAAACUUUCUCCUGCCUGACUUGCUGUAACCUGCAAAUAUGCAACCACCCCAUGCACAGGGCCACGUGGGAGUCUUCUGCCAGUGCCCCACCCCAUCCUACAGCUCCUUUCUUGGCCUCUCCUGGCUGCCUGGUCCCCUGCCCCACAGGGAGGGGGUCGGAUUAGGGGAGAUUAGAGGACAUUUCCUAAUAGAGGAAAGGACAAAGAAAGAAAGAGCCAACUCUUUAAUACAGAGCCUUCAUUAAAUUGUCCCAGCCCUGCACAGCUGCUGCUCUUCAAAAGGGGCGGUCACCAUAGGUCUCUACCUCCCUAAGAUGUAGCAGACCCUUUUGGCCACCCAUUUAAAUAACUGUUCCCUGGAUGGGGCUGGGAUGUAAGGGCAGGACCCUGCCACCUUCCUCGGGGACAUUUGUGCAUGUUUACGCCUUUUCUGAUUGUGUCAGUGGCCAAAGCAUGGCAACUGGGCAUCAAUAAACAUCUCUUGAGGAA
Messenger RNA from Mastomys coucha (southern multimammate mouse), 2313 nucleotides. It is a transcript of the gene Doc2a, whose product is annotated as double C2 domain alpha. The record is from RefSeq and is a predicted model, not a curated record. Gene Ontology annotation, cellular component: membrane. Bases 439 to 1647 code for a protein of 402 amino acids. The transcript is spliced from 11 exons. NCBI's taxonomy places the organism in Eukaryota, Metazoa, Chordata, Mammalia, Rodentia, Muridae.